Messenger RNA from Prorocentrum cordatum, 318 nucleotides. The record is from the annotation of a GenBank genome assembly. Lineage: Eukaryota; Dinophyceae; Prorocentrales; Prorocentraceae.
UGGUGGCGGCUGCGCCAGGUGGCGUUUUGGGGCGAGCAGCUGUACAACACCUCUGGGCAGCUGGCAGAGGUAACCGCCGAGAGGAGACGCGGCGAGGCCGAGAUCCUGCGGCUGCGGGAGGAGGCCUCGGCCCUGCGGGGCCACGUCGCCGGUCUCUUCGCGGAGCGGGCGGCCUCCGGCUACGCUGCCCGAGGUGCGGGGCGGCGCGAGGGAGCGUCGUGGCUGCGCGUGUGGAGGUUGGCCUCGCUCCAGCAGGCGGCGAGCCGCGAGCGCGACCUGCGGCGCGAUGCGCAGGAGGCCCUGGCAGCGUGCGGGCAG